AUGAAGGAAGUAGUAAUUAGCGAAGCCCCAAAGAAGAUUAGUGGGAUCGAAUUCAGUGCAUUAAGUGCAUCCGAUAUUGUAGCACAAUCAGAGGUGGAAAUCUCAAGUCGUGAUCUAUUUGAUCUUGAGCAGAAUCGUAAACAAAAGGAAAAUGGUGCUUUGGAUCCAAGAAUGGGUGUCUCCUCUUCAAGUCUUACUUGUGAGACUUGUCAUGGUAAUUUAGCAUCCUGUCAUGGUCAUUUUGGUCAUAUCAAAUUAGCCUUACCUGUCUUCCACGUAGGUUAUUUCAAAGCUACAAUUCAAAUAUUACAAGCAAUUUGCAAGAACUGUUCCUCAGUACUAUUGUCGGAUGAAGAUAAAAAGAAAUAUUUGCAUGAAUUGAGAACUUCCGGUAGAAUUGAUAAUUUAAAGAAAAUGGGUAUUUUAAAGAAAGUUAUGGAUCAAUGUAAAAAACAAAGAAGAUGUCUACAUUGUGGUGCAUUGAACGGUGUUGUUAAGAAAGCCGCUGCAGGCUCGGGCACUGCAUCAUUAAAGAUCAUCCAUGAUACUUUCCGUUGGGUCGGUAAGAAAUCAACACCUGAAAAGGAUAACUGGAUUGGGGACUGGAAUGAAGUCUUAUCCCAUCACCCAGAGCUGGAAAGAUUUGUUAAACGUUGCACCGAUGACUUAAAUCCAUUGAAAACGUUAAACUUAUUUAAACAAGUAAGACCAGAAGAUUGUGAGUUACUAGGUAUAGACUCUACUGUGAAAUCAGGCAGGCCAGAAACAUAUAUUUGGAGAUAUUUGCCCGCACCACCUGUCUGUAUUAGACCUUCCGUUAUGAUGCAGGAUUCUCCAGCAUCUAAUGAAGAUGAUUUGACUAUCAAACUUACUGAAAUUGUCUGGACCUCUUCCUUAAUUAAAGCAGGUCUUGAGAAAGGUAUAUCUAUUAACAAUAUGAUGGAACAUUGGGAUUAUUUACAAUUAACUGUAGCUAUGUACAUCAACGCCGACUCUGUUAAUCCUGCAAUGCUACCAGGUGCUUCAAGUGGUGGUGGUAAAGUAAAACCAAUCAGAGGUUUCUGUCAACGUCUAAAAGGUAAGCAAGGUAGAUUCAGGGGUAAUUUAUCUGGUAAGCGUGUUGAUUUCUCCGGUAGAACUGUUAUUUCUCCAGAUCCGAAUCUUUCUAUUGAUGAAGUUGCAGUUCCAGAUCGUGUCGCAAAAGUUUUAACAUAUCCUGAGAAAGUUACUCGUUACAAUAGAAAGAAAUUACAAGAGUUGGUCAUGAAUGGGCCUAAUAUACAUCCUGGUGCAAAUUAUUUACUAAAGAAAAACGAAGAAGCAAGAAGAAACUUGCGUUAUGGUGAUCGUCUCAAAUUGGCUAAAAAUCUACAAUAUGGAGAUAUUGUUGAAAGACAUUUAGAAGAUGGUGAUGUCGUUUUGUUCAAUAGACAACCUUCUCUGCAUAGAUUAUCCAUUUUGUCGCAUUAUGCCAAAAUUCGUCCUUGGAGAACAUUCAGAUUAAAUGAAUGUGUUUGUACACCUUAUAAUGCGGAUUUCGAUGGUGAUGAAAUGAAUCUACAUGUUCCACAAACAGAAGAAGCUCGAGCUGAAGCUAUUAACUUAAUGGGUGUCAAAAAUAAUCUGCUGACUCCAAAAUCUGGUGAACCAAUUAUUGCAGCCACCCAGGAUUUUAUUACAGGCUCUUACUUAAUUUCACAUAAAGAUUCUUUUUUUGAUAGAGCAACAUUCACUCAACUAUUAUCCAUGAUGUCUGAUGGUAACCUACAAUUUGACAUUCCUCCACCAGCUAUUAUGAAACCUUACUAUCUCUGGACAGGUAAGCAGCUCUUUUCUUUACUAAUCAAGCCAAAUCAUAAAUCUCCUGUUGUUAUUAACUUAGAUGCUAAAAAUAAAGUUUAUAUCCCACCAAAAUCUAAAUCCUUACCGAAUGAAAUGUCCCGUAAUGACGGUUUUGUUAUUAUCAGAGGUUCUAACAUUUUAAGUGGUGUUAUGGAUAAGUCUGUUCUAGGGGAUGGUAAAAAGCAUUCAGUCUUCUAUACUAUUUUGAGAGAUUACGGUCCUCAAGAAGCUGCAAAUGCUAUGAACAGAAUGUCUAAACUUUGUGCCAGAUUUUUGGGUAACAGGGGUUUCUCGAUUGGCAUUAGUGACGUUACACCAGCGGAUGACUUGAAGAUAAAGAAAGAAGAACUUGUUGAAAUUGCUUAUGCUAAGUGUGACGAUCUGAUUGAUUCCUACAAUAAGGGUAAAUUGGAGACCCAACCAGGUUGUAAUGAAGAAGAGACAUUGGAAGCAAAAAUUGGUGGUUUACUAUCGAAGGUUAGAGAAGAAGUCGGUGAUGUUUGCAUUAAUGAACUAGAUAACUUAAAUGCUCCGUUAAUUAUGGCAACGUGUGGUUCUAAAGGUUCUACUUUGAAUGUUUCCCAAAUGGUGGCUGUCGUCGGUCAACAAAUUAUUUCAGGUAAUCGUGUUCCAGAUGGUUUUCAAGAUCGUUCCUUACCACAUUUCCCUAAAAACUCUAAAACACCUCAAUCCAAAGGUUUUGUUAGAAACUCUUUCUUUUCAGGUCUUACUCCACCGGAAUUCUUAUUCCAUGCUAUUUCCGGUCGUGAAGGUUUAGUCGAUACUGCUGUUAAAACUGCAGAAACAGGUUAUAUGUCUCGUAGACUGAUGAAAUCCUUGGAAGAUUUAUCAUGUCAAUACGAUAAUACUGUGAGAACUUCUUCGAACGGUAUUGUGCAAUUUACAUAUGGUGGUGAUGGCUUAGAUCCUAUGGAAAUGGAAGGUAGUGCACAGCCAGUUAAUUUCAAUAGAUCAUGGGACCAUGCAUUGAAUAUUACAUUUAAUAAUAACGAGCGUGGAUUGCUACCAUAUCAAGUGAUGAAGAAGACGAAUGAAGUGUUGAACCCACUAGAAGAAAGAUUAGUUAGGUACGAUAAUUUGGGUAAUGAGGUCAUGAAGGAAGACUUAGAUAAGCUGGAAUAUGCCGAUCAGUUCGAUGCCGAAAGAGACUUCUACAAGACUUUGAGAUCAUACAUUCAAUCUAAAUCAGAUCACCUUGCGCAUGUGAGGAAAUCCAGAGGUUUAUUAGAAUUGCUAAGUGAGCCAGGUGAGGAAUUGCAAAGUCUCCAUCCAGAUGAAAGGGCUACAGAUGUCUCAAGAAGUUCUGUAGACCAGUUAUGUAAGAUAACAGAAAAGGCUGUGCUUAAAUUUUUAGAAAUUGCCUUAUCUAAAUACCGUAAGGCAAGAGUGGAACCAGGUACUGCUGUUGGUGCUAUUGGUGCACAAUCCAUUGGUGAACCAGGUACUCAAAUGACAUUGAAAACUUUCCAUUUUGCUGGUGUUGCUUCUAUGAACGUUACAUUAGGUGUCCCUCGUAUUAAGGAAAUUAUUAAUGCUUCUAAAACUAUUUCUACUCCAAUUAUUAAUGCUGUCUUGGUUAAUAACAAUGAUGAAAGAGCGGCUAGAGUUGUUAAAGGUAGAGUGGAAAAGACAAUGCUAUCUGAUGUUGCAUAUUACAUCCAGGAUGUAUACAAGGACAAUUUAUCAUUCUUACAAAUUCGUAUUGAUUUAAAUACAAUUGAAAAGCUUCAAUUAGAAUUGACUAUUGAAGAUAUUGCUGUUGCACUUACCAAGGCCCCAAAACUCAAAAUUCAAGCAUCAGAUGUCAGUAUUGCUGGUGAUGAUAAAGUUAUUGUCAAUGUUUUCCCUGAAGGUUCCAAAAGUAAGUCCAUCUCAACAUCGGCUAAAGAUCCAAGUGAAAAUGAUGUUUUCUAUCGUAUGCAACAAUUACGUCGUGCCUUACCACAUAUUGUCGUCAAAGGUUUACCAGAAAUCGCUAGAGCGGUUAUCAACAUUCGUGACGAUGGUAAAAGGGAAUUGCUUGUUGAAGGUUAUGGUUUGAGAGAAGUCAUGUGUACAGACGGUGUUAUUGGUAGUAAGACAGUUACUAACCAUGUUCUAGAGGUAAGUUCCGUAUUAGGUAUUGAAGCUGCUAGAUCAAGUAUCAUUGGAGAAAUUGACUAUACUAUGAGCAAUCACGGUAUGAGUGUCGAUCCUCGUCAUAUUCAACUGUUAGGUGAUGUUAUGACAUAUAAGGGUGAAGUCUUGGGUAUUACAAGAUUCGGUUUGAGUAAAAUGAGAGACUCUGUCUUACAAUUGGCUUCUUUUGAAAAGACAACUGAUCAUUUAUUCGAUGCAGCAUUCUACAUGAAAAAAGACAAUGUUGAAGGUGUUUCUGAAUGUAUUAUUUUAGGUCAAACCAUGUCUAUUGGUACAGGUUCUUUCAAGGUUGUUAAAGGUACAGAUAUCAAACCUGAAGAUUUGAAACCAAAGCCGACUCUUUUCGAGAGCUUAUCAUCUGCAUCAUCCAAUAUUAAAUUGAACUAA
Kazachstania africana CBS 2517 is the source of this 4389-nucleotide messenger RNA. It is a transcript of the gene RPO31, whose product is annotated as DNA-directed RNA polymerase III core subunit RPO31. Gene Ontology annotation, molecular function: DNA binding; DNA-directed RNA polymerase activity. Gene Ontology annotation, biological process: DNA-templated transcription. The transcript has a single exon. NCBI's taxonomy places the organism in Eukaryota, Fungi, Ascomycota, Saccharomycetes, Saccharomycetales, Saccharomycetaceae. The record is from RefSeq and is a predicted model, not a curated record. Bases 1 to 4389 code for a protein of 1462 amino acids.